This is a messenger RNA of Grosmannia clavigera kw1407, 1224 nucleotides long. RefSeq names its product GPI-anchored cell wall organization protein ecm33. NCBI's taxonomy places the organism in Eukaryota, Fungi, Ascomycota, Sordariomycetes, Ophiostomatales, Ophiostomataceae. Gene Ontology annotation, cellular component: plasma membrane; fungal-type cell wall. The transcript has 3 exons. The coding region runs from base 1 to 1224 and encodes 407 amino acids. Gene Ontology annotation, biological process: fungal-type cell wall organization. The record is from RefSeq and is a predicted model, not a curated record.
AUGUUCUCCAAACAGGUUCUCGUUGCCGUACUGGCAGCAGCUGGUGCCGUCUCUGCGGCCGCCAACUGCACCCAGACGACUUUCACCAUCAACUCCCAGGCCGACUUCGACGAGAUCUCCAGCUGCACCACCCUUACGGGCGAUGUCACGAUCGGCACUAGCACGGAUGUUUCGAUCGAUCUGAGCGGUCCCAAGGCCAUCAAGGGUGACCUGACCCUGCUGAACAACAAGCUGAUCUCCACCCUCAAGAGCUCCAGCCUGCAGAGUGUGUCGGGUGCUUUCCACCUGCAGAAUCUGACGACGCUGUCGACGCUGUCGUUCACCACCCUGACGUCGGUCGGUUCGAUCAACUGGGUCUCUCUGAACGCCAUUGACGUCCUGACGUUCACGGCUGGUGUGACCAAGGCCGCGAGCGUCGUUAUCAGCGACACUUUCCUGAGCAGCCUGGACGGUCUUGAUGUUGCGUCUGCUAGCACCAUUGACAUCAACAACAACCGCCGCCUGAUCAAGUACACUUCGUCUCUGGGCAACCUGACUGAUCUCCUGAACAUCAACGCCAACGGUCUUAACCUGGAAGUCAGCUUCCCGAACCUGAUCUGGAUUGCCAACAUGACCGUUUCGAACGUGUCCAGCUUCAGCGUCCCGUCGCUGGCCACUGUGAACGGCUCCAUCCGCUUUGACUCCAACUUUUUCACUUCGUUCAGCGCACCGAACCUGACGAGCACCCAGACUGGCGAUGUGUCGUUCAUCAGCAACGCCGACCUGGCCAACAUCUCGAUGCCCCUCCUGAAGUCGAUUGCUGGUGGUCUGCAGAUUGCCAACAACACUGCCCUUCAGAAUGUCACCGGCUUCGCUGCCUUGAAGACCGUCGGUGGUGCUGUCAAGCUCCGCGGCAACUUCACUGAGGUUGAGCUGCCCAGCCUGGCUGAUGUCAAGGGUGCCUUCAACGUCGAGUCCACUGGCGAUAUCACUAGCUCGUGCGCCGUCUUCAAGAAGCUCGCUCCCUCGUCUGCCGGUGGCAACGGCGAUAUCCAGGGCACCUACACCUGCCAGAGCGACAACGCUAACGCCAACUCUGACACGUCUACCAGCACUGCUAGCAGCACGAAGUCGAGCAGCACUGCGAAGGCCACUGGCUCCAGCAGCGCAGCAACUGGCCUGGGCAUCAACGGUGUGGCCGUCGUCGGCCUUGCCGGUGUUGCCGCGCUGGCUCAGCUGCUGUAA